CUUCUGGAUGACAUUUAUUAUCUAUAACUGAUAGUUUGAAGUAGAGCAUUGUUGUGUAUCCCAGUAAUACUGUCCCCUCAGUUGUAUAGAGUUAAAUCCAAAGAUUACAUCAGAAAUUUAAGCAUUAUGGAAAAGAAGAGCUUACGAAUCGGGUUUGUUGGAGCUGGCGCCAUUCACUUUGGACGAGGAGAUUUGCCUUGGGCUCAUGCUACAAGGUUAGAAAAGAUGGGCCAGAUAAACGUUCUUGCUAUUGUUGAUCCAGAUACCAAAGUAGCAGAUAGUAUAUUAAAGGAAAAGCUGUCUUCAGACCAAACUAAGCAGUUCUACCAGGACUGUAAACUGUUAACACACCACAAAGAUUUGAUUGCAUUGAAGCCGGAUGCAGUGUUUAUAGGGAUUCCCCCAGUAUAUCGCGGUUCAUUAGAUAACGGCCAUGAUAUAGAGCUACAAUUUAUUAAGGCUGGAAUUCAUGUUUUUGUAGAGAAGCCUCUUUCAGUUGUUCCACCAGAGAAAUUUGAUCAGUACAAGGAUGAAAUACAGAGAGUCAGUAGUGAGAAUAAUGUGAUUGUAUCUGUCGGUUACAUGUUUAGAUACCACGACGCCAUUAUCAAAAUGAAGGAACUUAUUAAAGAACACGGAAAGAAGGUCAUGGCCUUCAAUGCCCGAUAUUACUACGCUUACUCAGAUGGCGUCAAUAAAUACUGGUACAACCAAAAUCUAAGCGGUGGACCAAUAGUUGAACAGGCUACACAUCUAUGUGAUUUAGGGAGAUAUAUCGUUGGAGAUGUCAAUUUAGACACGGUUCAUACCAUCAUGCUCAGAGAUAACGACCCAUCUGGGGCCGGAUGUCUAUCACAUUUGCCACAUGAUGGCGAGGAAGAUAUUCCCCCUGGUCAAAAACUCCCCAGAGUAACGCUUAGCCAUUGGCGAUUUAAAGACGGUGCCGUUGGGACACUGAUGCAUUCUAUAGCCAUACCCGGAAGUAGAUACGAAGCAACAGUUGAGGUUCAAUUAGACGGAAUGCAGUUGUCACUAAUUCGACCGUACGAAGACGAGUGUAUUUUACGUGUAAGGGAUAUCAAGUCAGGAGAUCCAAACAAAGAUGUGGAUUACACAUUCAGGGGAAACGACUCUUACUAUAAUGAACUUAGUACCUUCGUGAAGGCAGUUAAAUCUGGAGAUAAGUCUGGCAUUAAAAGCUCGUAUGAAGAUGCGUCGAAGACGUAUUUGUUAACAUGGAAAAUAAGAAGAAUGGGAGAACAGAACAACUAAGUUACACUAUCAUGAAUAACAUUAUAAUACAGGACAUGGUGUACCAAACAUUUAAGGAAAACAACUAAAUAUGUAGUAGUAUCUACAUAUGUAAGAAGGCGAUUAUAAUUUAGAGAAAAACUUACAAGAAAGGUGCACAUUAAACGACAUAAACUUGAAGAUUGCUUUCAGUUAAACAAUAGGCUCAAAAUAGUUAGUUAAGCAAAUAUAAAAAAAAAAGGUAAUAUGAUUGCCAAUUGCAACGAGACAGCACUUUACUACAUUAAACAACUUUAUAAAAAAAAGAAAAUGUGGUAUGAUUGCCAAUUAGACAACUGUCCACAAGAGACCAAAAUGACACAGACAUUGACAACUAUAGGUCACCGUAUACGGCCUACAACAAUGAGCAAAGCCAAUACCGCAUAGUCAGCUAUAAAAGGCCCCGAUAAGACAAUGUAAAACAAUUCAAACGAGAAAAUCAACGGCCUUAUUUAUAUUAAAGUAAUAUUUAGACGAUUUUACUUGAUAUAGGUAAGAUAUGAUAAGUCAGUCCUGUGUUAUUUGACCACUAUCGCGCGAGUAGCAAAUACUUUAAGUUUGGUAUAUAUUGUAUCGAGGAAGAUAUAGGUGUAUUUGUUUCUCAAAGCAAUAAAAAAAAAAUACUUACUCGGCGAACCCAUAUGGUUGAGGUAUGGAAAUGUUGCUUACACCAGGAGAUGCUUGAAUGAAAUCUAAUCAUCAAAACAAGAAAUCACGAAUCGCUGACUUCUAUAUUUCUUUACAAUAAUGGUAGACCAUGUCCACAGGGAUUAGUAAUUAAAUGAGAUGUAUUUUUACUGAACGGGUUUGCACAGUGUAAUUUGUUAAAAAUAUAUCUAGAUAUAUUCAAGAAAAUGUAACAAAAAGAUAUGUAUAAAAUAUGUGUAUGCUUUCAUAUAUAAAUGUUUAAUAAAAGAUUAUGUUCAUUUUGAUUGCGUGAACAGAACUGUUGGACUACAAAAUGUUGCAUUGAUAUACUGUUAUAAUUAUUAUAUUGACCAACAGUUCAACUCCAAAUGUGACUGUAGUAUUUGAAAUUACUCGUAAAACACCGACUAUUUGGUUCCACCAGUCUACGGGGAUAUUAUAAUCUGUAUUUUCCAACAGCCAUCAGAUCUUAUGAUCAUCCGAGCAAACAGGUACGUCAUUCCUUUGAUUUGUAGUUUUGAAUUAAUCUUACUGCUACUAAUAACAGUAGCAAGCGAUAUCU
Mytilus trossulus (common blue mussel) is the source of this 2500-nucleotide messenger RNA. RefSeq lists its product as uncharacterized. NCBI's taxonomy places the organism in Eukaryota, Metazoa, Mollusca, Bivalvia, Mytilida, Mytilidae. The coding region runs from base 127 to 1272 and encodes 381 amino acids. The transcript has 3 exons. Gene Ontology annotation, molecular function: nucleotide binding. The record is from RefSeq and is a predicted model, not a curated record.